AUGAAGAGCUGCCAAGCUGCCUUCAUAUGCCAGAAGCUGAAAGAUCCGAGGAGGAUACUGGGGGAAAUUGCUUUCCAGCUGGACCGUCGAAUCCUCUCGUAUGUUUUCCAGGAACAGUCUAGACUGUAUGGAUUCACCGUGCAGAACAUACGAGAUAAAAUAGAGCAGGUCUCCACACACCCCCUGACAGGAAAGGUGGAUGAAGAAUACAAGUUUCAGCUGUCAAAGCGACACGUGGAGAUCAUGGAUAGACUUUGUACACUGGGCUACAACAUCACCCUGCACCCCCCCUUCACAGAGUUUCUCGUCAACUCAUUCGGCAUUCUGAAGGAGCUGCCUGACGCGUACGGCGAGCAGGAACCGGCCUUUAACAAUCCCAAUUUCUUACGUAGAGUGAUUGUUGAAACGGCCCCAUCCAAACUGCUCAGAGAACUCCUGCUUCUCCUCAGCUGUCUGUGCUUCAUGGCGAAACAGGAUGAGAAGACUCUCCUUCUGUGGUAG
Xyrauchen texanus (razorback sucker) is the source of this 501-nucleotide messenger RNA. Its product is annotated as speriolin-like protein. The coding region runs from base 1 to 501 and encodes 166 amino acids. NCBI's taxonomy places the organism in Eukaryota, Metazoa, Chordata, Actinopteri, Cypriniformes, Catostomidae. The transcript has 3 exons. The record is from RefSeq and is a predicted model, not a curated record.